CGGCGCGAGUGGCACCACCUCUACGACUUUCGCGUCAUUUCCGGCGUCACCCUCCUCACCCCCCCGACCCCUCCCGACAACAUGGCCGCGGGCGUGCAGGAGUCCCCCGCCUGAGCCUCGCGCUUCUCCCGGCUCCUCCGCUUGCUGCAGACUUCUCUGCCGUCGUCGUCUGCCGCCGCCGCCCCAAGUGCGGGCAUGGAGGCGCAGCCUCCCGCGGUGGCCAUGGCGUUCGAGGAGCACGGGUUGGACAGUCUGGACCCGAGCCUCGCUUCGUCGAAUGAGUUCGACAACGUCCUGCUCAGCGAAAUCGACGAGAUGCUGCAAUACAUCAACACCCAGGAUGGUGACUUCCCUGGGCUGUUUGAUGGACAAUUAUCCACAAAUGGUGGCUCGGAUACUAAAGGCUCCGUGCAGCCCCGCUUGACCAUGGAGAGCACCUUCUCACAGCCCAUGGCCCGCCAAGCCCAGCAGCAACCAGUGGGAUUGCAUCACCACAGCACCCAGCAAGCACAGCCCACGGGAGUGGUGCAGCCUUCACCUGCUUCUACACACACGGCUCCCACUUCACAUAAGCAGCUGCAGCUUACCAACACCCAGACCCAGAUCAUAUCCCAGCUGCCUCAGGCCACUCAGCAGAGGCAGCAGCAAGCGGUGGUUAUGACACAGAGCUUCGCGGCCAGCCCCACGCAAGUGCACAUCACGCAGCCCACCUUACUCAACUACUCCCCGCAAGGCACGCUUACAGCUGUACCAGCGCAGCAGCAGAUACAGACGGUCGUGAGCACGCCCUCCCUCCAGCCCGUCACCCUUCAGCACCACCUACACAGCGUCACGCCCACUCACCAGUUCCUCACCACUUCCGCUAGCCCCACCGGCAUCUCACCUCAUGUGCAGCACGUCACUAUGACGCCCCAACACCUCACCAUGACCCCGCAGCAGGUCACCAUGACCCCACAGCACCUCACCGUGACCCCACACCAGGUCGCAAUGACUCCGCAGCAGUUCACCAUGACCCCACACCAGGUCACCAUGACCCCGCACCACCUGACCAUGACACCACAGCACGUGACAAUGGCGCCGCAUGUGCAGCAGCUGACCGUCUCGCCGCACAUGCACCAGACCAUCGCGCCGCAGUGGAGAUGUCAAAUCUCGUGUUCGCAGAUGCAGCAGGUGACGAUGGCACCCCAAGCGAUGUCGGUGAUGGUAUCCCCACAGCAAGUGCAGCAGGUCCACAACAUGCAGCAGGUCCACAACAUGCAGCAAGUGCAGCGUCUGGCUGUCAAUGCUGUCAGCAUGUCUCCACAGGUGCAGCAGGUGUCCUCUUUUACUAUGUUUCCACAGGUGUUACUGCAGCCCCAGAUCAUCAAAGCGGACUCUGUUCUACUGACGACGCUCAAGGCAGACCCUGGUACGGUGGUGGGCACCCCAAAGGGUCCUGGCAGUGGCGGCAGCGCAACAGCGCACGCCACACCUAUUCAGACGCUGAUGAGUGGAAACGCGAUCCUGACCACGAUGCCCAUGGUGGUGGAUGCGGACAAGCUGCCGAUCAACCGCCUGUCGGCGAGCAGCAAGCCCAUGGGGCUGCCCAACAAGGGGGAGAAGCGCACGGCGCACAACGCCAUCGAGAAGCGCUACCGCUCCUCCAUCAAUGACAAGAUCGUCGAGCUGAAGGACAUGAUCGCCGGCAGCGAGGGCAAGGUAACUAUCUCGGCGGGGCAGCUGAACAAGUCAUCGGUUCUCCGCAAGGCGAUCGAGUACAUCCGCUACCUGCAGCAGUCCAACCAGAAGCUCAAGCAGGAGAACCUUGUCCUCAAGAUGGCAGCGCAGAAAGGACACACCCUGAAGGAGCUGGUGGAUGUGGGAAUAACUCCCAUGGACACCCUGGAGGGGACGCCCCUGAGCAGCGAUCUCAAAGCGGAGCCCCUGGGGCUGCCCACACCACCCAACUCGGACGCCGGAAGCUCUCCCAACCGCAGCAACAGUCCCUUUUCGAGUGACUCGGAGCCAGACAGCCCCUACUACGACGACAGCAAGCUGCAGAUCAAGGAGGAGCCAGGCUCGCCCGGCGGGCUGACCAUGGUGGACCGCUCCCGCGUGCUACUCUGUGGCUUCCUGUUCCUGUGCCUCUCUGUCAACCCACUCGGAUUCCUGCUCCGUGCCACAGGGCUGGUGUCCAACCAGAUGCACUACCCAGGCCGCAGCAUUCUCUCAUUCAACGAUGGGCCCGAGAGCUGGUGGGACUGGCUGAUGCCAACAUUGCUGCUGUGGCUGGUGAAUGGGGUGCUGGCUCUGGCUGUCCUGGCGCGGAUUCUCGUGUACGGUGAACCGGUGAUGCGGCCACAUUCGCCUGCCGCACUGCUCUUCUGGAGGCAUCGGAAACAGGCCGACAUGGACCUAGCCAGGGGGGAGUUUGUCGCGGCUGCCGAGAACCUGCGUGUGAGCUUGAAAGCGGCGGGCCGUCCACUGCCGGCCUCGCCGCUCGAUCUCGCGUGUAGCCUGGGCUGGGGCCUGCUGCGGCACCUGCUGCAGCGUGCGGGACUGGGCCGCUGGCUGGCUUGCCGUGCCGGCUCGUUACGCGCCGACCCUGGGACCCGUGCCGACGCGUGCAAGGGCAUGCGCGACGUCGCACUCGUCUACCACAAGCUGCACCAGCUGCACAUGACGGGCAAGCUGGAGGAGGGCCACGCUUGGGCGGUGACCGUGGCGCUGAGCGCUGUCAACCUUGCAGAAUGCGCGGGCGAGACCCUCCCAGCCGACACGCUCGCCCAAGUCUAUGUCACGGCCGCCCUACGCAUCAAGACCAGCUUUCCGCUCCGCACGCACUUCCUGGCCCGAUACUUCCUGAGCGGUGCACGGCAGGUGUGCCUGAACCAGUCAGGCACAGUGCCACCUGCUAUGCAGUGGCUGUGCCACCCUCUGGGCCACCGCUUCUUUGUGGACGGUGGGUGGUGCGUUCGCAGCCAGCCCCUGCAAAGCUGCUACUCCACGUCGGCUAAUCUGGUGGACCCCCUGGCACAAGUGGCUCAGGCUUUCCGGGAACACCUGCUUGAGCGAGCGUUGGGAACCAUUUUCCGGCCAGGCGAUGGCGAGCAGGGUCCAUGCGAGCCUGGGGAGUUCUCAGAAGCACUGCAGUACCUGCAGCUGCUCACGGAGUGCGCCAAUGCCGCCGUCGUGACCAAGCAAACCUACGCCAUCGGCUCCAACAUGACCGCCGUCACGGGCAUGGAUCCGGUGGCCAAAUGGUGGGCAGCCGUGGUGAUGGUGGCCAUUCAUUGGGUGCGUGGUGACGACGAGGCGGCCGAGAGGCUCUACUCCGUUGCUGAAUGCCUCCCCUCCGAGCUGAAGCUGGCGCGGAGCCUGCUGCCGCAGGCAGUGCUGCUGGCCAUGCAGGCUUGCCGUGCCCUGCUCAUAGGCCGCAAGGACCACUGUGACGCCUGUCUGGCCAUGUGCGAGUGCGCUGGCGGCCUCCUGCGGGAUCACCUGGCUGUGGCUCUGCACUGCACGCAAGGGCCCAUCGACAAGGCCAUGGCUCUGCUUGUGUGCGACAUGCUGCUGAGUACACGUACGCACGCGUGGCAAAAGACGGCGAGCGCCCAGGCCGGUGCGGGCACCGCGCCGCCCGCGGAGAUCCGGGGCUUCCAGCAGGACCUGACAAGCUUGCGCCGCAUCGCGCAGGGCUUCCCGCCCGCGCAUAGGAAGAUGUUUUUGCACGAGGCCACCGCGAGACUGAUGGCGGGCGCCUGCCCAACUCGCACACAGCGUCUUCUCGACAACAGCUUGCGCCGGCGCGUCACUCCUGCCACCACCGCGAAAGAAAGCCGCGAGUGGGACAGCCAGCCCGGGCAACGCGAGCGCGCCUCCGCCCUGGUGAUGGCGUGCCGCUACCUGCCGCCCUCUUUCCUAUCCGCGCCGGGCGAGCGCGAGGCCAUGUUGGCCGAGGCCGCGCGUGCAAUGGAGAGCGCGGGGGACAAGCGCGGUCUGCGCGAGUGCCAGAAGCUGCUACUGCGGCUGGGCAGCGGGAGCACGCUUGCCAACUAGGCGCACCUUCACACGUGCCCUCUGCGCACACGGUUGAGCACCCCAAAAGCUGUCCACAAUUUCCACCUGUAAUACAACCAACUUGACCGGCCAUUCAACCUCAUACCCGGGUCCAACAGGAUUUACAAUGUCUCGCCGUGUCUUUUAGCUUUAAAACAUCGAGCUGGGCUCUCCUCGUGUUGUUCAGCACAAAUAGGUCAUGAUGCUUCGAGCGGUGAGUUUUGGCGGUGCAGCCUCCAGCAGAUUCAGAGGUGGCAAGGUGAAAGGACCGACAGAGCCAACUUGCGAGGGUGCAAGCGGAGAUGGAGGUGCCCAAAUAGCAGGUGACGCUUCGCGAGUGCUCCCGAGAUAAAUGCCGCAAAGCUAAGCCGAGGUUAUGGGUAAAAUGUGCCUCAGCUGUUUAGCUCCCAAGUGAUGGCCCGAUGCAUCUGCGCCAACUAUCGCCCCUCGACUACAACCACCCCGAUCACCUCCCAUUGGACCGGCCACUCUUGUGCUACCCCACACAAAGACAGAGCAGCAACAACGCCAUUCAUUAAGUGUUGAUGAAUGCCCAUUGCGAGUGUAUAUGUAGGCUACAGACAAACUACUGAAUUGAGUAAGCCACACAUCAACAUAUCCGUUACUGGCAGACUACCCAGCUGUGAAAUGGCGCAUUCGUGAUUGUCUUGUCCUUUCAGAAUGGCGCAAAUGUCUCAAAUAUACUAAUUAUUAAACCGGAAAUUUUCAACAGCCGCCAUUCGCCACUAAGUGGCGGUGACGUCACCACGACGCUUGUGCCAGGCCAUGUGCACCUUGAGGCCGCGUGAGGUGUCAAACGCCCGCUGGCAGGAGGUUACGGGGCACACCCAGGUGCCAAGAGUCGAAUUGUCAACACCUGCACUGCAUGCACCCAUGAUGUAGUUGCUGGUGCACCUUCACAGCCUUAGGUUUAGAGUGCACCUAUCCUGUCAGCAUUCCAAGCUGUGCUUACGAACUUACACCGUGACCGACGCUUUCUCCUCCUUAGCCGACAUGCCCUCACGCUGGGGACCAUGUAGGUUACUUGGAUGUAAAUAUGUAAAGAUUUACACCAUCGUGAGAUUAUCACCCCACCCCCAACACAAAGCAUUCACCUGACCAGGUGCAGCCAAGUGGGGCAUGCGAGCGGCGUAGCGUUUUGGUAGAAAUUUUAUUCAUAAAUGCAGUGUAAAAUAAAAACGCAGGACGGAGCAGCUGCCUUUAUGCACCCAGUUUUAACUUGGCAUUGUGAUUUAGGUGCUCAUGGUUAAACUUUGCAGCGGCUUUUCAUCGUACUUUUAAGUGAACGCUGUAUAGUAGGGAGGUUACAUUGAUGCACGUUGUUUGACAGUUUUGCCUCAGGUUUUAACUUAAAUAAUUUAAUUACUGGAGUACCAGCCAAUUUAGUUACGGAAAGUACAUGUGUUUUUCCUUGGAAUAUUUUAAUAGCGGGUUCUGAUUGGCUAUGCCUGGGCUCUUAAUGUGGGAAAACAGACGUGGACUUAAAAUUCACUGCACUUAGUUGUGUAGGUGCUGGAUUUGUGAAAUGUAGCACGAGCAAGACUUGGUUUAAAUUUAACCCUGAGUAUCCCCUUGUACUACAAAGCAGCCGACAACCUUUACUACAUUAUGAAAUUUUCCAGAUGUUUUUUUUUCCAAGGUGUGUUUAAAAAAAAGUUUGCAAUUCAACUAACAACAACAAAAAUAAGCUAUAACAAAAUGAAGGUUAAUUCUACUCGUUUAGAUGCGGUUAAUAGUACUUAUAGCUUUAACUGUAAAAUAUACAACUAGGUAAUUUUGUAUUGUAGAUUAGGGAACCUUUAUCAAAGAUUUAUUUUAUACUGCAGGUUCCUAGAUACAUAUUAGUAUGGUUGUUAGGUGAUGUGUAUGCGAGUUGUAGAUGGGUUUAGUAAUAUGUGAAUUUGUAUUAUGCUACCGUUUAUGACCCAUAGCCUUGACCCUUUUAGGCCGAGCGUGGCUCGUUCGCCAGGCAGGCACGCACGAAAGAGGAUUAGUUCAUGUAUCUAGGUAAUGAGGUCCCUGUAUGAGAUACAAGUUCACACGGAGCCCUUUGUCAAUCCACUGCUGAAUGAGUGCCCUUCCCCACACUUUAUUUUACCGAGCUUGACGCGUGGUCAUUGCUGGCUGAAGGCAGGGAGCACAGACACGAGAGUGUAGGAGUACGGCACGGAUAUCCUCGAUUUACAAAAAUGGGGUAGUGUUCCUUAAAAAAGCGCGUAAAAUGAAAUAUCCUGAAUCUGAACGGCUCUUCCCAUUAAUGCAAUUUAAAACAAUAGGGAUGUGUUUUGGACAGUCAAUCCAACUCUACUACUCGCCAAAAAUUAUACACCGUCUAUAUAACUUAAUACAAAAAUAAGGAAUGGAAACAUGAACGAUUGAUUAAUAAGUAAUAUCAAAUGACAACCUUUUAAGGGAAUUCAAAAGAUCUGCGUGUUGGAUUGACUGGCAAGCUGAUGGCUGUGGAGGCGUUGCUGUAGCGCUGUCGGGACACCGCAACGCUAUUGCGGAUGGAUCACGACGCAGCCUCCCGGGUGCUUGUGAAAUUUUGUGCAUCGAAAAGUAUCCGUAAUUGGUCAGUUUUGUUACCCCGAAUGUUCGCAAACCGAACGCUCGUAAAUCGAGGGAUACCUGUACAACGAUGGGUAUUGCUGCACUGCCCCUUGUCCACGUAGCCUCAUAGCUCCUAUGACAACUUGUUAAUUAUGCAUGGUGAUCUCCCAUCCAAUCUCCAAGCUCAAGUCUGCUGAGCUUCCAAGCUCUGAGGAGGUCAGGCACAUCAGGCCGAGUUGGUCACAUGUGAGAGAUGAUUCAUACACGCGUUGCCUCCUGCAGAAAAAAAAAUCUGCGUUAAGUUGGGUUUUUCUCCGAGUACGUGUUGUUCCCGGGAAAAGGUUCAACUAUAUCAAAGUUGUCAAAACUGCAGCAUUGUAUGUUUAUUUUGAAUAAAACAGGUCCAAUGGUUUAAAUUAAGUAUUUAAAUGAUUGGUCUCAUUGUACAGUCCAUGUGUAACAAAAGCAAAACCGCAAUUGCUUUUCGUAUAUAUUUGCUGUUGUGAAUUUCCUUUACUCUGAAAUGGUUUUUAACUUGCAAGAUUCAGUAAUUAAACAUAACCUUAAAAUGA
Messenger RNA from Petromyzon marinus (sea lamprey), 7181 nucleotides. Lineage: Eukaryota; Metazoa; Chordata; Hyperoartia; Petromyzontiformes; Petromyzontidae. The record is from RefSeq and is a predicted model, not a curated record.